Molecule: messenger RNA, 1434 nt
Organism: Knipowitschia caucasica
Lineage: Eukaryota; Metazoa; Chordata; Actinopteri; Gobiiformes; Gobiidae
Source: the annotation of a GenBank genome assembly
AUGUUUCCUCCAGUGUCUCAGGAGGACCACAGCAAACACGCCUCUUUCGUGUGUGUGAUUCUGAGUCACGGGGAAGAGGGCGUGAUCUUUGGGACGGACGGGUUUGAAAAGCUCGACGUCCUCACCCGAUUUUUUAAAGGAGACAAAUGCAAGUCCCUCGUUGGAAAACCCAAACUCUUCUUUAUACAGGCGUGUCGCGGGUCUGAGUUUGACGCUGGGAUCGAGGCCGAUGCAGUAGCCUCUUCAGACUCGUCCACAGUCCGGAUCCCCGUGGAGGCAGACUUCCUGUACGCCUACUCCACCGCUCCAGUCCAGGUCCAAGGAGUCAAGGUCUGCUCAGUGGGGUCGUUUCUAACGGGACGUGGCAAAGACAUCCGAAACACGUUCUAUAAAGGUUUAUACAGGGACUUCAAAGACAUGGCUCGCAGGAGUCCUCGACUGGUCGACUCGGGGUAUUACGAUAUGGAUGGAAACCCCCGCAUCUCAUACUCAGACACCAGUCGCAGAAGUUCCAACAGCUUCACAAAUAUGCGGCGCCACAGCUACCAGCUGGAGGCGAGGAAGGCCGCGAAUGUCAUCCAUGUGUCUGCGCCUGCAGUUCAGCCCAGGUCCCGGUUCAGCUUGGCCUGGUUCAUAAUCCAGCUUCUCCUUCUUGGCCUUGCUGUGUCCUGGCUGACAAUGAAGUUUGCUGUUAAUGGUGACGUGCAGCAGCUGCAGAAGGAGGUAAAACAUUUGCAGCAUCUGGAGGAAGAGGUCGAUCAUUUGCGUCAGCAGCUUGAGCAUCACAAGGCGAUGGUGAAAGCUCCUUUAGCCAACUUUGCACUGGAAACUCAUGGGGCUCGGGUGACUGCUGUGACUUCCAAGACACUCAAGCAGAAAAAUCGUCCGCUUUGGCUCAAAUUUCUCGGUCCAUACACCGUGAUCAAAGGUCAUAAUUAUCCUUUGAUUCCUGGACAGUGCUGGGCGUUCUCAGGUCAGACUGGGAGGCUUUCCAUAGCUCUACCACUGGAGAUCCACAUCACCAAAGUAACUGUAGGACACAUUUUGAAGGGGCAGUCUCUUACAGGAACAAUUGACUCCGCUCCAAAGUCUUUCUCUGUGUAUGGACUGAAGGACUUUGGACCAACAGAGGUAAGACUUGGAACAUUUGUCUACGACGCAGACGGGGACUCGUUCCAAACAUUUGAGAUCCUGGAGCAACACAAGGGAUACUACUCAUGGAGAAACACGUACAACGGCUCCUGGUUCAUUCAGUCCCUGUGUGACAUGAUGGAGAAGCACAGGGACCUGGAGCUGAUGCAGAUCAUGACCAGAGUGAACCGGAGUGUGGCCUAUCACUUCGAGUCCACCUCAAAUCUUCCCGGAUUCAGCGGCAAGAAGCAAAUCCCCUGCAUCGUCUCCAUGUUGACCAAAGAGUUCUACUUUCCCAAAUAG